UUUAGAUGGCGAUCUUAAGGCUGGGUGGCUUUUGCAUAUAAAAGUCACUUACUGGUUUUUUGUGCUUCCAGUCGGAAGGAACAGUUCUUGCAUAAAAUUACCAUUAAGAAAAGUUGUCUUAAAAAGUUUGUGAUAUUGUUAAGUUUGAAGUUGAACGAAUCCAUAAAUCAAAAAUUUUGUUACAAUGGUUGUUUGGGUGCAAUCUCUCGUGUUAAUCAAUGCUCUGUUAGUGCUAAGCGUUUACAGUGCUCCUCAAGGUCCGGUAACGGAACCGAUUCCAAUUAUCCGGCAAGAGCAAGAAAUAAACCCGGAUGGAACGUACAGUUGGAGUUAUGAAACAGGAAAUGGAAUACAGGCAGAGGAACAAGGAUUCUUGAAGAACGCCGGAACGGAGCAAGCAGCUCAAGUGGCCCAAGGUGAAUACUCCUACACCGCCCCGGAUGGGCAGCUGAUCCGGGUGCAGUACAUUGCCGACGAAAAUGGAUUCCAACCGAUCGGCGAUCAUCUUCCCACGCCUCCGCCAAUCCCACCGGCAAUUCAGCGGGCCUUAGAGUACCUCGCCAGUCUACCUCCCAGGGAAGAACCCUCCCGGAGGUUCUAGGCUCACUUUAGUUAGAUGAUUCAUACUACUGCUUUUCUCCAUCGUUACUCAAAAGGCUUUAACUACUAGACAACUGUUAGAGUUAGAAUAGAAUAGGUCCCAGUCACGAUUGUUGCAUUUUUAUUUUGAGAAUCGAACACUGAUUUCGACCAACCCACCACACUGGUGCUUUUGCAGUUUCGUUGAGAAGCAUUUAUAGGAAACGAAAAAUAAAAAUAAAGUGAUGAUUAGUUGAAAU
Messenger RNA from Uranotaenia lowii, 839 nucleotides. RefSeq names its product endocuticle structural glycoprotein SgAbd-8-like. NCBI's taxonomy places the organism in Eukaryota, Metazoa, Arthropoda, Insecta, Diptera, Culicidae. Bases 185 to 601 code for a protein of 138 amino acids. Gene Ontology annotation, molecular function: structural constituent of chitin-based larval cuticle. The record is from RefSeq and is a predicted model, not a curated record. Gene Ontology annotation, cellular component: chitin-based extracellular matrix. The transcript is spliced from 3 exons.